UCUGAUCUUUGAACCCUUAAAAUUCAUUUAAACGUCAAUAAGGUUCGGAAUCUUUGUAGUUUUUUUUCGUCGUGGAAACGGUCGGUUAUGUCUUAUGUCGUCAGAGCGUUUGCAUACUAUGUAAGUAUUAUGACUCACCGAUUUUUUUCCCCCUCUUUGCCAAAACAACCGGUUCGCCUUCGCUUUUAUUUCACUAUGUAAUCUACCCAUAAGCCUGGAAGAAACAGUGCCCAGUAGUGUUGGUGGAAGAAUUACGAUAAGACAUUGUACACAGCUUUUAAAUCAAAUCAAUACUACGAUCAUUUCUUAUUAUUCUGUUACUGAUUGUGUUCGAGAUCUAUUCCUAUUACGUGAACAAGUGAACUUAUCGCGAGUUUAGGUUUCUCUACCUAUUGUCUGAGAACAUUUCAACCUACAAUCCGGCGUUAUUUUCCAGAUCAUUCGACAUCUACCUACCUUAAAUUUCGCAAUAUGCCUGACAUCAAAUCAGAGACUGUUUGCGACCUGUGUUUUCGUCCACUCACAUCGGAUAGUCCCAUCAAGGAAAAUGCAACCGAGAAACAAGAUGCAGUAUUCAUGACUAGAUGUAUGCACUUCUUCCAUAAAAGUUGUCUAUUGGACGCGUUUGAAAAACUGCAAAACGUCAACGCUGACGGCGAUAAGAUACUCUAUUGCACACAUAUGGGCUGCUCCAGACCAAACUCUCCCAAUAAACAAGCUUGCCAGAUGGAUAUUUCGAAGGAAAAUGAAAACGUUAUGCCCAUUCCAACAUCUUUAAACUCCGAACAACAACAAAUUUCCGAAUUAAAAGCCAUCAACGCAGCCUUACACGAUUUAGCAGAGAGUUUGAAACAACGAUUGCUGAAUGCUGAAAAUAAAAUCACCGAACUUACGAUGCAAUUGCUGUGCACGAGAGGUAAAUACGAACGUCUGAUCGAAUCUACAGUCGAUAAUAUUGUAUUACGUGGUGUAAAUAGAAAUAAUCCAACUCCAACUCCGCCUGGAUUAUCGAGUAUUUUUAAUACUAAAGCUGCAGCCGAAACCGUACCGUUCCUAGCACCGAAUCUGAACCUAUAUUCAGCUCGAACCGAAACCGUAGCCGAAAAUUUACCGACGAAAACUCUCGACUUGUUUCCAUCGAUUUCGAAAAUGCUCACGAAUAUCGACUUGUCAUCUACUGAUAAAUUGAAACAAGAUACACGAACGCCUGUAUUCGAUGAAAUAUUCAAAACAUCAGAAGCUAAACUACUCGUAGAUGAUCGAGAAAGAUAUCGAAGCUCCUACGCUCAGGCUCAUCAAUCCAUUCCAUUGAAACCGGUAACUUGCAGGUCUACGAACGAUUCACGUAAUGUAGAACGAUGUAACGAAUUACCAAGUAAUAAUCAUGGAAGAUUUCAGCAACGAUUUCUGCGACCACCUCCACCAUUUUAUCCGAAUCCGACGAACGUCUAUCCUACGAGUAAUGCUUUUACGAUAGCAGGAUUUCAAAGUCCAGAAGGAGUUCUAUCUGCAGCGAUCUGCGCCUACAACGUAGUAAUUCUAGGCGACGUUCAUGCUCUUGGCUUAGCGAUGUGGCUCACUCACGACCAACCAUAUCGAGAGCAUCUGUAUAAAGAUUUUUAUCGUCGGGACCUUCGUAUUCGUGAUUUAAUUACGAUACUCGCCAGAUUUCAAAGAUUACCUCCCCGUCUAAUGAUUUCAAUCGGUACGUACGAUGUCGCCUGCCGAACAACUAGCGGAGACUUCUUCGAUCAUAUGGUCAAACUAGCUCGAGUACUCGGUAACAGAAACGUACGCGAAAUUUUCAUCCUACCUCCUGUUGCAUGGCAAGGUCAAGAUGAAACCGCUUAUAACGAAGUGAUUUCAGCGCUUGAAUUGUAUAAUUGGGAUAAAUGGAGGAAUAUCGAGUAUUUUGUAGGAUAUAAAUACGUACAAGAUUUGGAAAAGAUACCACCUCGAGUCUGUGAUGAAGUAGGUCCGUAUCACGAUCGUGAUCUGUACUUACUGGUUGGAAAUCGAAUUCGAGACGACCUAUUUAUUCCGUUGGUGAAGAACGAAUUACGACCUUUUAGUCAUCCUAUUACAAUGCUUGAAGAUGAAUCAACUGCAGGUGUUGAAAUGGCAAACGUACUCGUACCUCAUCCCAUUCUCAGUCAACAUCAUCAGAACGUGAAACAACAUCCCAAUUGUGAGAAUUCGGCGACGAAAUUAUUGCAACUGCAGCAAUCAUCUAAGACAUCGUCGUGUAAUUCAACUAUCGCUACGAGUACGAUGAAUCCUCCACCUGGCAUUUCUCCUUCGGUAGCGUCGUUUAUGCAACCAGUGAUGACCUCACAAAGUAUAACACGAGCAGGAGUAUCCCAGCAGUCUGAGCAGUCGAAUCAAUUGAAUCCGCUAGCUGUACCAUUUCCAGCUCCUGUACCAAUCGCAAUGCAAACCAUUGCCGAAGAUGUGGAGGAGGAGGACGUAUACAUAGAUCAGCAACAUAUCCAUGAUCUUACGAAAAAUACGCCGGAGCACUAGAGAAUGAAAACGAUAAUAUCGAUGUGUUUAAAAAUCAUGGUCAAACACGUACCUACCUAUUAUUUUGUCCGAUUAUUUGAUAUUGCUUUUUUUUCUUCAAAAAUCCAUUUCUGGAUAGAUUUUGUGAUGAUUUAAAAAAUAAUUUUUGUUUAAUUUUUUAGUAUAUAUCGAGUACCUACUUGUACGUUCUUAUUUUGUUGAUUAUAAUAUGUUGUGAGUGAC
Messenger RNA from Planococcus citri (citrus mealybug), 2745 nucleotides. RefSeq lists its product as uncharacterized. The record is from RefSeq and is a predicted model, not a curated record. The coding region runs from base 472 to 2523 and encodes 683 amino acids. NCBI's taxonomy places the organism in Eukaryota, Metazoa, Arthropoda, Insecta, Hemiptera, Pseudococcidae. The transcript has 2 exons.